AUAUUUGCAUUACGAAUAGUGAGAUAGAGAAUUAGAUGUAACUGUGCAUUAACUCCGGGUUUUCUAGUAUAAUACCGUAUUAAUUUGACUUCUUGAUAUGUCUGGAGGAAAUUUAAGAGCAGUGUUUUAUGGAAAAGAGAAUAUACGUUUAAGAGAAGAACAGAUACCAGAGCCAGGCCAAGGACAAAUACAAAUCCGUGUAGAAAAUGUUGGAAUAUGUGGUUCGGAUUUAAGUUUCUGGAAUCAUAACGGAAUCCCGGACUGUCUUGAAGGUAAAGAUCCCUAUGGUAUAGGACAUGAGGGCGCGGGCAUUGUGUCAAAGAUAGGUGAAGGAGUCACUUCCCUAAAGAUUGGCGACAAGGUUGCCAUGGAUCCAUUGUCCAGCUGUGAAAGGUGCUAUGACUGUAAAACGGGACGGUUCAAUUUAUGUGAGAAAGUAACGAUAUGUGGUUUCCCUGGACAUUGGGGCUACAUGGCAAGAUAUUUCGUCGAGAAUGCUAAACAUUGUUUUCGGUUACCGGAUCACCUUAGCACAGAGGAAGGUGCUAUGCUCGAGCCUCUUGCUGUCGCCCUUCAUGGGUGCCGCCGUGCUGGAGUGUCUGCUGGAAACAAUGUUCUCAUAACUGGAGCAGGUCCUAUAGGACUACUGUCCAUGAAGGGAGCAAGAGCACUUGGUGCUUCAAACAUUUGUGUAACAGAUGUUAAUGAAACUCGUGUAAAACUGGCAAAGCAAUUAGGAGCUGAUUACGCAUUAGACGUUACUUCAAAAGGAGUAUUGGAAAUUGAAAAAAUGGUAGAGGAGUGUUUUGGAGAGAAGCCUCACAUGACAAUAGAGUGCAGUGGAGCACCGACUGCCAUUCAAUCAGCCAUUAGGUCUACAAGAAAUGGUGGCCGUGUUUCGCAGAUCGCACUAGGGGAAGGAAAUGUCACAAUACCGUUGAUUAACGCCUCCUUUAGGGAGGUCGAUAUUUUAGGGAUUAGGUCAAACCCGUAUUGUACCCCAUUGGCUCUGGACCUUGUUGCUUCCGGCCAGAUUGACGUUAAGCCCCUUGUUACACAUAGGUUUGAUUUGGAAAAUGUUGCUGAAGCUUUUAAAAAGGCAGAGACACGUGACUGUGGGAAGGUCAUGGUCAGAUGUAACAAGGACUAAUUGUUGUCAUGACAUUUGACUGUAACAGUAUGUUAAACAAGAACAACAAACAAUUAUGAAACAUAUCUAUGAGGACAGUGUCAUUUUAACACGAUCAUCUGUUCAAAUAUGAAUGAUUAUAUUUUUAUACAAAUCUUAAGUAUUUAAUGCAGGUAAACUGGUUGAUAAGAAAAUUGAUAUAUUAUAAUCUUUGGUAACCAUAUUUGAUGACCUAAGUUACAGUCUGGUUUGAAAAUGAAAAGAUCAAUGUUGUGAGAUUGUGCUUGUUUACUAUAAUAUUUGCAAUUGUAUUGAGAUUCAAAAAGAAAUGUGUUGCUUUUAAAUGAAAACAAUUGAAGCAAGACAUGUCUGUCUGUUAUUUUUAUGUGAGAUAUAAGAAUCUAUCAAAUGUACUAACAAAUAUAUUUCGUAUGUUAUAAUUAUAUAUAGAAUACAUUUAUAUUUAUAUAUACAUACAUAUAUCUUUAUGGUGGUGAUUUUAUCAUAUACAUAUAUAGUAACUAAAUAUGAAUCUG
Messenger RNA from Ruditapes philippinarum (Manila clam), 1665 nucleotides. RefSeq names its product sorbitol dehydrogenase-like. The record is from RefSeq and is a predicted model, not a curated record. The transcript has 9 exons. Gene Ontology annotation, molecular function: L-iditol 2-dehydrogenase (NAD+) activity; zinc ion binding. NCBI's taxonomy places the organism in Eukaryota, Metazoa, Mollusca, Bivalvia, Venerida, Veneridae. Gene Ontology annotation, biological process: D-sorbitol catabolic process. The coding region runs from base 98 to 1150 and encodes 350 amino acids.